This is a messenger RNA of Macadamia integrifolia, 1184 nucleotides long. RefSeq names its product deSI-like protein At4g17486. The transcript is spliced from 3 exons. NCBI's taxonomy places the organism in Eukaryota, Viridiplantae, Streptophyta, Magnoliopsida, Proteales, Proteaceae. The record is from RefSeq and is a predicted model, not a curated record. The coding region runs from base 321 to 995 and encodes 224 amino acids. Gene Ontology annotation, biological process: protein deubiquitination. Gene Ontology annotation, molecular function: deubiquitinase activity.
CGAGAGAGAGAGAGAGAGGAUGCGGCGCUUUCGGCCGCCGGUGGAGCCCGAGGAAUCGAUUCUUCAAAAAACAAAAAUAAAAAGUAAUCCAAAAUUAUAAUCCCAAGUCCCAAACGGACACUUAAGAUCAGUCGCGCCAAGUCCCAACAAAUUCUUCUUCUUCUUCUACUUCUUGUAUUCUUCUUUGUUUCUCGAUCUCGUGUUGAUCUGGCUUUGGUUGCCGAGCAACUCUCUGUUACAUCACAUGCUUCUCUCUCCCUCUUUGAAACUGAAGAUUUCUUCUUCUCUCCUUGAAUAUUAGGUCUCACAGAAAUUGAAAAAUGUUUAGAAGAGUCCUCUCUGGGAAGAGGAAAACCGGAUCUGUCCCUGUAUAUCUCAAUGUCUACGAUCUCACUCCUAUUAAUGGCUACGCUUACUGGUUCGGCCUCGGCGUUUACCACUCCGGUGUGCACGUUCAUGAAGUGGAAUACGCAUUUGGGGCUCAUGAUUUUCCGACGACGGGGAUUUUUGAAGGGGAACCGAAGCAAUGCCCUGGAUUCACUUUCAGGAAAUCGAUUCUGAUUGGGAGAACAGAUUCAGGUCCCAAAGAAGUCCGAGCAUUGAUGGAGGAGCUGGCUGAGGAGUACACUGGAAACACUUACAAUCUCAUCACCAAGAACUGUAAUCACUUCUGCAACGACGCUUGCAUCAGAUUGACUGGAAAACCCAUCCCUCGUUGGGUUAAUCGACUUGCCAGAAUCGGUUUGUUAUGCAAUUGUGUUCUUCCGGCGGGUUUGAAUGCUGUGAAGGUUCGGCAUCAAAGAACGGAAGAUGGGCCUUGUGAAGGAGAAAAGAAGCAGCUGAGAAGCCGUUCAAGUAGGUUUGUCUCUACCUCUUCCUCUUCGAAUUCUGAUACAUCGUUGUCUGGUUCUGUAAGCAAAAGUGGUAGACUCAGACGCCAUUUACUUCCAUCUUCGCGUGUGAUUCUUACUUCUUCUCCAUCCUUAAAGCUGUAAUGGCGUAAUCCAUUUGAUAACUUCAGUUUUUUCCCCCUUCCUCAGCCUUCCAAAAAGGAAAGAGAAAGAGAAAGAAUUUUUUUUCUUCUUCUUUUAGGGUUCUUGAAUCUUCAUUGCUUCUGCUUUGUAAUUGAGCGCUUUUGUGUAAAAAUUUCAUCUUUCUGAGAAAAAGCUUUCAAUUUUCUUUCA